AUGUUUCCACUUCCCUCGGCAACCAUCACCCCUUCCCUGCCACAUGAUGUCCCGGUGGCAGAAUCAUUUAAGCUGCCUCAGCAUGCGCCGAUCGACACUCCCUGGUUGACUGAAGAGCUCAAAUAUUUCGAGACUUGUCUGCUCGUUCUCGAUGUGCUCGAGUCAUUUGGGACUCACAUUAGCAAGGAUCCAGUCUCUCCCUCUGGCAGAUGGGCUGGCAAGCCCAAAUUCCUUGGACAUGUAUAUCACUGGGUCAGAAAGAACGAGCCCAUCCAGCUUACAAUGCCGGCAUUUCCAUGCAAGAGUGCCAACCGUGAAAACAAGGUCCUAGGUCACUUACCGGAUCUUGGUGAGGAGCUUGGUAUGAGUCGCUUGAACGACAUAGCUGUGGCCAUUAAGAAUGUCUACCAGCCCGGUGCCUUGGUCAAUAUUGCGUCUGAUGGCAUUUUAUUUAAUGACAUCAUCGGUGUUACUGAUGAGGAGACUUGGGAGUAUGGCGAAGAACUUCGCGCCAUUGCCAAAGAAAAAAAACUCGACUACAUGGUCUUUCUCUAUCCUCAGGUCUUGAUUGGCAUGAUGCCUGCCAGUGAGAUGACUCGAGAGAAAUACAUUUCAACCGCCGGCGAAUGCCGUGCCUUGCUCGAAGCUCGAUACGGAAGCACCCUCAAGCAGAUUGAAGCCCUUAUCAAGGCUGACCCCGACACCAACUCAACAUACUGUGGCAUGGUCAAAUUCCUGCAAACAGAAUUGCUUGGCGCCCUUGCCGGCAAGAGCUACCGUGAACGCCAAAAAUUACAAAAGAGCUCUGCUAAGAAAAUGAUGCAGCGUUCGGAGGCAUUUACCCUUGCCAUUCGUACCAAUCGGGCCUUGGAUGUUCGUCUGUCAAUGCAUCCUUCAUCUGGAGUGGCCAAGCUUUCAGUGGCCCUUGUUCCUUCACCAAAGGGCUUUUUCCAAAGGUCACCCUGGCACAGCUGUGUUGCUAUUGACAGCGAAGGCGGCUACCACUGUGUCCACUCUGAAGAAGUCCGGGACACGCAUGAGCUCAUGUACAAGGAUAACCGUCCGUACUUUUUCAUUGCCAAGGAUGCCGUCCAGGUCGAUGAGCCACAUACCACGACGGUUAUUGAGGCUUCAAAUACUGCGGCGGUCAUAGAGAAACCGGAAGACUCCGCGGCUCCAGCACAGGCAGAACUUGUUACGGUUGUCGAAAAGCAAGAGACUGUGACGGUUGUCGAGAAUCCUGUUCCCACUGUUGCUGAAUCGCGAGAAGCAGUGACGUUUACUGAGGAACAAGCUAUUGCUACAACUACCGAAAAGGAAGAAGCCGCGACGUUUAUCGGGGAGCAAUCAAUUGCUACAACUCCUGAAAAGCAAGAGAUCGCGACGUCGAUCGAAGAGCAACCUACUGCUACAACUACCGAAAAGCAAGCUGUGAGGUUUAUUGAAGAGCAACCGAUUCCUAACAUUGCGGAAAAGCAAGAGAUCGUCACGAUUGUCGAGGAGCGAACUACUGUUACUCUUGACAGUCAAGAUAUCGCGACCACUCCAGACAACCAGCAACAUGUCGUAGAGGCUCAGGUCGAAAUUGCGACAGCUGAGCCUAACAUUCCAUCUGCUCCGCUGGCGGCUGAGUCAUUUCCCUAA
Messenger RNA from Metarhizium acridum CQMa 102, 1644 nucleotides. RefSeq lists its product as uncharacterized. The record is from RefSeq and is a predicted model, not a curated record. NCBI's taxonomy places the organism in Eukaryota, Fungi, Ascomycota, Sordariomycetes, Hypocreales, Clavicipitaceae.